UCCUCAGGUUCGUGCACACAAUACCCAUAUACAUAUCUAUACAUAUAUCUAUGUGUAUAAAUGUAAUUUUGUUCUUGUUUAUGCUUGUAGUUGUAGAUUUACAUGUGAAAUUAUAAACCCAUGUUCAAUUAGUGAUCAAUUUUGUUAUAGUUGGAAUUCUAGACUCCUGAUUACAAUCCAAACCCACAAUUUCUUUGAGAUUCUUGUAAACCCGGUGAUGUUCUAUAAACCCAUGUUCAAUUAGCUCAUCAAUUCUGAACUCUUGUUUUCAAUCCAAACCCAUAAUUUUCUUUUAGAUUCUUGUAAACCUGGUGAUGUUCUAUAAACCCAUGUUCAAUUAGCUCAUCAAUUGUGUUAUAGUUAAAAUUCUGAAGUCUUGAUUACAAUCCAAACCCACAAUUUCUUUUAGAUUUUUGUAAACCUGGUGGUGUUCCGUGAAAUUAUAAACCCACGUUCAAUUCGGUCAUCAAUUCUGUUCUAGCUGAAAUUAUGAACUCCUGACCAAACCCGCAAUUUCUUUUAGAUUUUUGUAAAUCUGGUGGUGUUCGAUUUUGGGUAGUAUGGAUUUGCAACUAGUGAAGAGUGGUUUGGUUUAUACUCGAAAAAGGAAGAAUUGGGUUCUUCUAUUGGCAGCUUUGGGGGUUUCUGGUUAUGGGGUAUAUAGGGUUUAUUAUUGCCCCUCUAUGGUUGAGAAGAGGAGGAGGUUGUUGAAGUGCUUAGGAGCCCUCAUUUCUGUUGCUGAAAUGGUGUCCGAUUGUGCGGAGACAAUUGGGGUUUUGUCCAAAGAUUUGAAAGAGUUUAUACAAUCUGACUCGGACAAAAUUCCCAAUAGUUUGAGGCAAGUUUCUAAAAUUACACAGUCGGAGGAGUUUUCGGAUUCGGUGAUUAGGGUUACAACAGCUUUAACUGUUGGAAUUAUGAGAGGGUGUCGAUCAGAGGUGAGGGAUAGUGAUGGAGUGAAUGGCGAUUCGGGGUUUCUGGACCGGGUUAUGGAUAAGCUGUCUUCUACAUCUGGGACUGGUUUUGCUUCUGUAGUAGUUGGGAGCUUUGCUAGGAACCUAGUCAUUGCUUUCUAUUCUGAUGAGACAUCUAGUAUGGAUAAUUCAACGAGUGUUGAUCGUGAUGUUUCAGAAUCGGAUUCUGUCCAAAAAUGGGUGAAUGUGGUGUGUGGUGAGAGGUGCAGAGAACUCAUUGGUGAUUGUGUUCAGUUGUUUGUGAGCACAGCGGUUGCCGUUUAUCUUGACAAGACCAUGGAUAUCAACACAUAUGAUGAAGUUUUUUCAGGGUUGACUAACCCCAAGCACGAAAGAAAAAUGAAAGACAUGUUGGCAUCGAUCUGCAAUGGUGCAGUAGAAACUCUUGUAAAAACAUCACACCAAGUGUUGACAAAGACAGAUUCAGAUAUCAAUUCAGGUGCUUCACAUUUAACUAUUGAUUAUUUUCGAAGUCCAACUGCUGUUCAGGAGGAGCUUAAUGGGCUAGAACCAACAUCAACUGAACCAAAAGUAAGAAAAUCAUUUGAUGAAAAUGAGAAUAGUGGGUGGGUGAGUAAGAUGUCUUCUACUUUGGCUGUACCAAGCAAUAGGAGGCUUGUUCUUGAUGUGACAGGGAGGGUAACAUUUGAAACAGUUAGAUCUUUCCUUGAGUUUUUGCUGGAGAAACUAUUUGAUGGUUUGAAAAGAAGUCUUAGUGUCAUGUACGAGGCGGUGGUUGAUGGAAGUCAUGAAGUUGUCAGAUAUGUGAUAGCAAAAUCAUCUGUUUUUGCUACUCUAUGUUUUUCUUUGUGUUUGCAUAUAUUGGGUGGUGCUUGGGUUUUGGUGCCAGCUUAAGCCGUGAAUUUCUCAUAUAGCGACUUAUAUAUAUAUAUAUAUAUAUAUAUAUAUUUUCUCUCAUAAAGUGGAUACUUGUUAUUAGACUCACAAUAUUCUUUUUUCUAGUGUUAUGUUUGGUGCAUACAGUUUUUUGUAAAAUAUUGUGUAUCAUAAAUCAAAUGUUCACAAUUCAGCAGAUUUAUUAAAUGUUGCUUCUCACCGGCCUC
Cornus florida is the source of this 2038-nucleotide messenger RNA. RefSeq names its product protein PHLOEM PROTEIN 2-LIKE A10-like. The record is from RefSeq and is a predicted model, not a curated record. The transcript has a single exon. Lineage: Eukaryota; Viridiplantae; Streptophyta; Magnoliopsida; Cornales; Cornaceae. Bases 561 to 1829 code for a protein of 422 amino acids.